Glycine soja is the source of this 3115-nucleotide messenger RNA. RefSeq lists its product as uncharacterized. Bases 285 to 2963 code for a protein of 892 amino acids. The transcript has 9 exons. The record is from RefSeq and is a predicted model, not a curated record. Gene Ontology annotation, molecular function: protein binding; DNA binding. Lineage: Eukaryota; Viridiplantae; Streptophyta; Magnoliopsida; Fabales; Fabaceae.
CUCAUUGUCAUGUCUAAAUGAGCAACAAGGCCAACAACCACAAGGCUGCUUCUUCACUCUGCCCAGAGACACACACAUACUGCUCAGUACUGCGUUCUGCACCAAUCAGCAAUAACUCUCUCAAAUCUCUGUUUCUUCUAGAAUCUUCGAACGAUACUUUCUCAACAACACUGUCACUCUCAGUCAACUUCCUUCUUCAGCGGAGAGAGCAUGGGAAUAGGGGAAUUUGAAAGGUGGAAAGACUGAGAGCAUUUAGUGGAGGAGGGUUGGAUUUAGGGUUAUUUAUGAUAGGAAGGAUGGGUGAUGAACCUCGUGCUGGUUCUUUCUGGACGGAGGAAAUUAAUGAGGCGGUUCCGACCCCCAUGAGAAGGAAAAGGAAAUACAGGACAAAGAAAAAGGAAUAUCAAGGAUGGGGAUCAACUUCCCUUAUUUGGUUUCUCGAAUCCAUCGGUAGAGAUACGAGCACCAAGAUAGCUCAAAGUGAGGUUGCAAAUAUUGUAAUGGAGUAUGUUAAGCAGCACAACCUCUUUCACAAGACGAAAAAGAAGCGAAUUGAGUGUGAUGAGAGGCUUCAUUCGCUGUUUGGGAGGAAGACCAUUAGCCGGUUGAAAAUCAAUGACCUGCUAGAGUCACACUUUAAGGAGAACUGUGAGGAGUCCUCUGAUGGCGUUUUCUUUGACUCAGAAGAUGAUGAGAAUGCCUUGACAGCUUGUGAAACCCCGAGAACAGCACCUUCCGAGAGGAAGAGCCAACCAAAGAAACCAGUUUUUGAAAAACCAAGGAGCUGUUUUGCUGCCAUUGUUCCUGCCAACAUCAAGCUUGUUUAUAUGAAGAGGAGUCUAGUUAUGGACCUUUUAAAGGACCCUGAAACUUUUGAGACUAAAGUUGUUGGAAGCUUCAUAAGAAUCAGAUGUGACCCUAAUGAUUACCUUCAGAAAAACUCACACCAGCUUUUGCAAGUCACAGGUACGAAGAAGAGUUCUGAAGUAAAUGGGGAAAUUCACCUUCAAGUUUCUGGUUUCAUUAAAGAUAUCAGGAUUCAAAUGCUUUCAGAUGAUAAUUUCUCUGAGGAGGAGUGUGAGAAUUUGCACCAAAGAGUAAAAGAUGGCUUGGUCAAGAGACCUAUGAUUGUGGAUAUGGAGCAGACAGCUAGAGUAUUGCAUGAGGAUAUGAUUAAGCAUUGGCUUGCAAGAGAAUUUAUUCUGCUACAAAAUCUUAUUGAUCGAGCUAAUGAAAAGGGUUGGCGCAGAGAACUGGAUGAGUACCUACGAAGAAGGGAGAAGCUUCAGAGUCCUGAUGAGCAGGAACGGUUAUUACGUGAAUUUCCUCAAGUUAUUGCAGAUGAGCAAGAAUCAGAAUCUACAACACCAGAUGUUCUAGAUAAAAACGUAGAAAACAAUUUACAGGAGUUCUGGCAGGCUACAUAUACAAAAUCAUCUUCAGUGACCGAGGUCCCAAAUGAAGUUGCAAAUUCAAAAUUGGAUAUUGCUGAUCUUGUAAAACAACAAAGCAAUUCACCAAAGUCAAUUCCCAUUCUCCACAGAGCACCAGAAGUUCCUCUUUUGGAUAUGACAAAUAAUAGCACUAUGUUGAAUUGCAUUUCUCGAGACACCAUAGAGCACCAGUCCCAUGGCUUAUCUGUCCAACUGCCACCAGAGCAACAUACAGUCUUUGCAUAUAAGAAUGACAUGUCUAAGCCCGGUGAUUCACAAGCACUUCCCGACAAGCAGAUGUGGUCGCCUCAGAUUCAGGUUAUAAGGCUAAGCAAUGGCUUAUCAGUCCGACAGCCGCCAGAGCAACAAACAGACAUUGCAUAUAAGAAUGACAUGUCUAAGCCAGCCAAUUCACAUGAAGCGAAAAUCUCUCAAGCACUGCCUGACAAACAGAUGUGGUCAUCUCAGAUUCGAGCUAUAAGGCUAAGUGAUGGCUUACCUGUCCAACAGUCACCAGAGCAACAAACAGAUUUUGCAUAUAAGAAUGGAACAUCUAAGCCAGCCGAAUCACAGGAAGAAAAGAUCUCUCAAGCACUGCCCAACAAACAGAUACGGCCAGCUCAGCUUGAGUUUAUAGAGCUAAGUGAUGACUUAUCUGUCCAACAGCCUCCAGAGCAACAAACAAACUUCACAUAUAAGAAUGACAUGUCUAAGCCAGCCAAUUCACAUGAAGCUAAAAUCUCUCAAGCACUGCCUGACAAACAGAUGUGGUCAUCUCAGAUUCGAGCUAUAAGGCUAAGUGAUGGUUUACCUGUCCAACAGUCACCAGAGCAACAAACAGAUUUUGCAUAUAAGAAUGGACCAUCUAAGCCAGCCAAAUCACAGGAAGAGAAGAUCUCUCAAGCACUGCCCAACAAACAGAUACGGCCAUAUCAGCUUGAGUUUAUAGAGCUAAGUGAUGACUUAUCUGUCCAACAGCCUCCAGAGCAACAAACAAACUUCACAUAUAAGAAUGACAUGUCUAAGCCAUCCGAAUUGCAUGAAGUGAAGAUCUCUCAAGCACUGCCCAACAAACAGAUGCUGCAAUCGCAGCUCGAUGUUAUAGAGCUAAGUGAUGGCUUACCUGUUCAGCAGCCGCCAGAGCAACAAAUAAGUUUUGCAUAUAAUAAUGGCACGUCUAAGCCAGCUGAAUCGCAUGAAGCGAAAAUCUCUCAAGCACUGCCCAACAAACAAAUACAGUCAUCUCAGAUUCAAGUUAUAGAGCUAAGUGAUGAUGAUGAAGAUGAAGAAAAUAAAAAACAAAGUACUACAAAACUGGUUCCUGCUGUGCAGUUGGAUACCUUGAUGUGGCAUUACAGAGAUCCAACGGGAAAUGUACAAGGACCAUUUUCCUUGAUUUCUCUAAAACGUUGGAGUGAUGCUGGCUACUUUCCUCGAGGUUUCAAGGUCUGGCAGUCAGGUAAUAGGCAGGAUGAAGAUGUAUUACUGGUGAACAUACUAGCACAAUUUGCCCAAUUUUUCCCCUUUUAAUCAAACUGCUUAUUGAUGCGCAUAGUAAAAUCCAGGUCAAUAAUUUUGUUGUGAUUCCUAGGUAACUGUCAAUCUACAACUUGUAAUUGUAACUAAAAACUCAUGCUCUCUAAUUGAAUUAAUUUUCUCCCCCCUCCCUGCUUGUCUACCGC